Messenger RNA from Seminavis robusta, 1053 nucleotides. The record is from the annotation of a GenBank genome assembly. Lineage: Eukaryota; Bacillariophyta; Bacillariophyceae; Naviculales; Naviculaceae.
AUGGUGGGAAUAUUCCCUGUGGUGAAUCCCUAUGCAAAGCCCAGGCCAUUCGCUGCUCAUAAUGGAGCCAUGGGGCGACAGAGUCAACAGCGAAAUUCGCAGAAAAAAAGAGCCCAUCAUCUAGCUGCACGAAACAAUCCCAAGAAGAAGAAGAAGCGAAAGCCAAAGAAAGGUGACCAGAUAACUCUCUUUCGAGAAGCGGCAUUUGAUGCACUGCGAGAUUGUGUUGUUUGCAGGGCUCGUGAAUUGAAGAAGUUUCUGCCAGGCACUCGAAUUCCCAAAAGAGUACACCACGAACUCUGUAUUUUGAACACCAAGACAAAAGGGAAGGGCAAUUUGUCAGAAGAGACGAGUGCUGCUGUGCAGGAAGAGAAGAGACUUGAAAAACUGUACAAUACGCCUCUCACUGAGGAAGAGAGGGGGAGUUGGAGGCACUCAACCAAGGAAAACGGUGAGGCAUUCUUCGCUCCCAAGCAAGCAGCAACCAAUUCACAGCCAACAAUGCCGACCACUACUGCCACAGCAGUGGAAAUGACAGAUUCGGUUGAAGAAACAGAAGCUGAAGUGACACCCAAUCUGCUGUGCGAACAGGUGACAAAAUUGGUUAGCGACGUGGAUUUUAAGGAAAAGCACAACAACAAAAACGCUCCAAUUGCAGUCAUUGCUUUGGCUGAGGUGAUUAUCCCUCUUAUCAACAAAGACGCUUCUGUGUUUGAGACUUUCUUCAAUGGCAUAACAAUGGUGGUCCCUAGUUGCAAAGACAAUAUUCAGCCCUUCUACCAUUCCAUCGUUGGCUCCAAAUUCCUGCUUGUCGAUUGGUCCAGGAUGGGUUGCUGCGUACCAUGUCCCAACUCACCUUGUAAUGGCUUCAUGAAGAAUACCAGAACCAAUUACAGCAAGAACAAAACGUUGUUCCCAAUCUUCAACUUGGACACGGCUCCAAGCUGGUGCAUUGUGCAAUCGAUGAUCAAUACCCCGUUGAGACAAGAUAUGCACUCACAAACAAGAACAGUCACAUCUCGCGAUCAGCUACCGACCUAUUUGAAAUUCUGA